Molecule: messenger RNA, 1207 nt
Organism: Camelina sativa (false flax)
Lineage: Eukaryota; Viridiplantae; Streptophyta; Magnoliopsida; Brassicales; Brassicaceae
Source: RefSeq, a predicted model, not a curated record
UAACUCCAAAACCCUUUUUAUUUCCUUCAUUAUCAAAGUGAAGCUAUGUCGUCUCUGCUUCUCAGCCUCUCUUCCAAACCCUCUCUCCGCAAACUUGCUUUGAGAUGCCAAACCCUUCGGAUGUUCUCCGCCUCAACCACCAACCCUUACUUGUUGCAUCGAGCCAGUGAAGAAUCCCAACUGACAGAGUUCGUCAUGUUUGACCCGGCCAAGGAAGAGUAUUCCAGCAUCGUUGAUAAGCCACUUCCCAAAUAUUUGUUUAAGUCUAGGCUGGUGGGAAGUUCCCAUGGAUGGGGCGUUUAUCUCAGCUCCCCUGACUCCAUUGUAAUCAGUGACUAUCCCUCGAGCUCCAAAUCAAACCCCAAGAUUAUCCCUCUGCCUCCUCGGCCAAAUGUAAUUGGUUCUCAAACUGAAUUGGUAAGUGGUGUGGCAAUCUCCUCUUCUCCUGAAGAGGAAGACUGCAUUAUUGCUGUCAAGUACACGGGACGUCCGGUGAGUAUAUAUACGCCCGGUAGAGCCCAUAAGGGGUUCCUCCUCGCUAUGUCUACUGGAUUAUUCGAUUAUUUUGAGCAGUCAAAAUUGAUGUAUUCCAAGAGGGACCAAAGGUUCUACAUGCCAAGUUCUGGUGGCCACCACUUGUGGUCUUGGGGUGGUCUCUCAGGCACCACGCCUCAGUACCAUGAGUUAAAAUUUCAUAACCUUCCUCAGCUUUCCCAAACUGAGUUGCAGCUUUUGGAUUCCUGUUACAGGACACACGAGCUUGUGGAGUCUUCUUCAGGGCAACGUUUCCUAGUCAAAUGGUAUGUCGAAAGCCCUGCGAUGAAGUAUUUAGCAUUCAGUUGUGGCGGCACAAAGCGGUUCAUGGUUUUUAGAGAGGAGGAAGAUAUGAACAUGUCUUACACAGAAGACAUUGGUGAUCUCUGCAUAUUCCUCGGCAAUAACGAGCCUUUUUGUGUCACGGCCAGCUCAUUCCCUGGCCUAAAACCUAAUUCCAUCUAUUUCCUCGGUGAAGGGUAUGGUGAAGGCUACGGUGUUUACGAUAUCGCCACUAUAACCCCACGUUCCUUCACACCCAAGUCUACACCAGGUUUCUGCUCGGGACAAAUUGUCCUCCCUUAUUGGAUCCCUCCAGUCCAGUGUCUCUCUAGCUAGUUACAUGCAUGCCCUUCACUAGUUAUGUAUGCCUAGAUUAUGUUGUGUAUACAAG